Molecule: messenger RNA, 1699 nt
Organism: Penaeus vannamei (Pacific white shrimp)
Lineage: Eukaryota; Metazoa; Arthropoda; Malacostraca; Decapoda; Penaeidae
Source: RefSeq, a predicted model, not a curated record
ACCCUUUGGACUUGGUGUCGGAUGGGUAUUAUGGAGCUCCAGACGUUCACGACUACUAUUCUGUCAGGAACUCUGCAGGGCAUUGCGUGUGGGACUUUCUUGUAUGUGACGUUCUUUGAGGUUCUUCCUCAUGAAAUGAACAACGGCGAAAACAGAUUGCUUAAGCUUUUGUUCAUCAUCCUCGGUUUCUCAGCAGUCUGUGGUGUCCUGUAUUUGGAUCCUGACACCCAGCGUCCUCGAUGCUAUCAGGAGCCAGACCCCAUACCACAGUCAUGAAGUUAGACUUUUCUUGUACUAUUUCAGUCCCGUAUCAUUGCUCAUUUAGCUAGUGAUGAUAUUUUUCAUUAUUUUAUGAAGUUGUAAGGAGAAAUACUCCUUUGUAUUUUAGUAUUGUGACUGGACUAUAUAAGCUUUUUUCCCAGUAAAAGACUGUUGGUUUAAGGAAGUUCAGAUCUGAUAAGGUGGAGAGUGCAUAACUCCAUUCCAGCUGGAACACUGGUGCAGCAAAUAAAGUAAUACUCUGCAUAUUCACCCUUGUCAGUACAGUAUUAUCAACUAUCUAUUAAAGUAUGAUGAAAUUGCACAGCUUUUAAAAGUGGCUUGUGAGAAUGUGAUUUAUUUUUUUCUUCCAAUCUUCUGUUUUAGUUCUUUCCAGCAGUAGUGUGUUACUGCAGGCAGUUUUUGUAAGAAGCAGAAGUAAUUCAAAGUCUCUUGCAUGUGUUUGGUCUUUAGAUUUUGUUAUCUAUUAGUUUUAUUAUUAACCCAUUCGUCCGGGUGUCACAUAUAUGAGACACCGGAAAAAAUAAACAUUGCCAGUGUGAUGCUGUCUCGGGGCUGUGCUCCGAGGCAGAAGCGGCGCGCAGCCGGGCGGGCGGACAGACUCCGGGGAAGCUCCGCCCGCCGAUUUUGUAGCCGCCCGGAUUUUUUUAUUUUGGCUACAAAAUGUACCCGGCGUGACUGGGUUAAUAUUGAAUAUUCCAUUGUGUUUAGUAUUUUAUGACAGUUUUUAAAGGUCAGAAAUUCUUAACCCACUAGCGCCAGUCUAUUUGGAAGGCGAUACCAAAAUCGGGAACCUGCCCACACACCACCUGCCACAAACAACAAAAUCAGAGCACAAGCUCCAAUCUAGUGUCACACAGGUGGAACAGCUUGCCAUGUUUAUUUUUCCAGGUGUCACCUAUGUGUGACACCCAGCGCAAGUGGGUUAAGCAGUGUAGAUAAGAAACAGCUACUAUUAUAUUUUGGUUUUUAAGUAGAUGAUCGUAAAAGUUUGUAGUUCCUUGCUAUAUUGUGUUUAUACUGUGAUAAUAAAUUAUAGUGCUCCAUGUAUAAGUGAAUUGCUCUCAUGUUUUCACUUUAUUAUUGAUUAUUCUUUAUAUUCAAAUCCUGUACAAUCAUAUAUUGUAUCUAAUAUGAAUUAAUUAUUUUGUACUUGACUUCAUAACAUUACUGCUGAAACAGAGGAGGCACCCUUUCUCACAGUGGUCAUUGCCAAAAGGUUGUGUAUAUAAUUUUAAAAGAUGUACCCUAUUAGAGUAGAUUUCUUCAAGCUGAAGAAACUGAUAUGAAUAUAGAGUGGAUGUAAUAAUACUAUGCUUGAUGCAUAGGAAUGUCACAAAGUGUUCUAUGAAAUCAUAAAUAUUUUUCUUUUAUAUUCCAUAAAAGUAUCAAUAACAAAUGUACUGCCAGUUAUUCUUUU